Messenger RNA from Catharus ustulatus (Swainson's thrush), 1782 nucleotides. RefSeq names its product deoxyribonuclease 1 (gene DNASE1). NCBI's taxonomy places the organism in Eukaryota, Metazoa, Chordata, Aves, Passeriformes, Turdidae. The transcript is spliced from 17 exons. Gene Ontology annotation, cellular component: nucleus. Gene Ontology annotation, biological process: DNA catabolic process. Gene Ontology annotation, molecular function: DNA nuclease activity. Bases 1 to 1782 code for a protein of 593 amino acids. The record is from RefSeq and is a predicted model, not a curated record.
AUGGCAGCCUCGAGGCUGGUGUUGUUGCUGCUGGUCGCAGCUCUCCUGCCGUACGUGGCCACCACGCUGAAGAUCGGCGCCUUCAACAUCAAAGCGUUUGGGGACGCCAAGAUGUCCAACCAGACCAUCGCAAAUAUCAUCGUCUCUAUCCUGUCGGAGUAUGACAUCAUUCUGGUGCAGGAGGUCCGGGAUGCUGACCUGAGUUCUGUGAAUGACCUCAUGGACCAGCUCAACAGUGCUGGGGAGCAUCCAUACAGCUUUUUGGUCAGCGUCCCCCUGGGUCGGACCAGCUACAAGGAGCAGUACCUCUUCAUCUACAGGUCAGACCUGGUCUCUGUACUGGGAAGCUACUACUAUGAUGAUGGCUGUGAACCCUGUGGGAAUGACACCUUCAGCAGAGAGCCCUUCAUUGUGAAGUUCUCCUCACCCACCACACAGGUACAGGAGUUCGUGUUGGUGCCUCUGCAUUCUGAGCCCAGCCAUGCAGCACAGGAGAUCGAUGCACUCUACGAUGUCUACACUGAUGUCAUCAACAAGUGGGGGACUAAUGUAAGCAGCAUCGGGCAACUUGGCUCCUCCGCAGGGCGGCCAGGUGGGCAGGACAUAAUCUUCCUGGGUGAUUUCAACGCUGACUGCUCCUACGUGACCAGCUCCCAGUGGCCGUCCAUCCGCCUGCGCUCCCUCCGCGCCUGCGAGUGGCUCAUCCCUGACAGUGCCGACACCACCGUGGCCGACACCACCAACUGUGCCUAUGACCGCAUCGUCGCCUGUGGCACCGCUCUGCGCCAAGACAUCGAACCUGGAUCUGCCACCGUCAACAACUUCGAGAAGAAAUUCCACCUCCAGAUCAAGGAUGCUUUGGCUGUCAGUGACCAUUUCCCUGUGGAGGUGACCCUGAAAGGCACUGACAGCGAGGGUGCGGGGAGGACCAUCAAUCCUGGAAGAAUGGGGACUGUGACACUGGAAGUGUCCCUGCUGGCUGUGGCUCUCCUGUGCCCAGCCACUGCCAUGCUGCGCAUCGGUGCCUUCAACAUCCAGGCCUUUGGUGACACCAAGAUGUCCAACAAGGAAGUCGCAGAGAUCAUCAUCAAUGUCCUGCGCCGCUACGACGUGGUGCUAGUGCAGGAGGUGCGCGACUCUGACCUCAGUGCUGUCACCGAGCUCAUGGAGCAGCUCAACAGUGCAUCCACAUCCCCGUAUGACUAUGAGAUCAGUGGUCCCCUGGGACGGGAGAACUACAAAGAGAUGUACCUGUUUAUCUACAGAACAGACGUUGUGUCUGUGGUGGACACUUACCAAUAUAAAGACCCCCAGGAUGUCUUCAGCCGGGAGCCAUUCAUCCUGAGGGUCUCAGCACCCAGCACCAAGGUGAAGGAGUUUGUGCUGGUGCCCCUGCACUCGGCCCCGCACGAUGCUGUUGCUGAGAUUGAUGCACUCUAUGAUGUCUACCUGGCCAUUAUCAACAAGUGGGGGACUGAUAAUAUGAUGUUCCUGGGGGACUUCAAUGCUGACUGCUCCUACGUCCAGCCAAGCGACUGGUCAUCCAUCCGCCUGCACACCAGUGACAUCUUCAAGUGGCUGAUCCCCGACAGCGCUGACACCACUGUGGGCAAGUCAGACUGUGCCUACGACAGGAUCGUGGUGUGUGGCAACAAGCUGAAGAGAAGCAUCGUGUCCAACUCAGCUGGUAUCUACAAUUUCCAGCGCGCUUUCCAGUUGGAUCAGGAGGAGGCCCUGGCAGUCAGUGACCACUACCCAGUCGAGGUGAAGCUGGCCGCCUGA